This is a messenger RNA of Drosophila erecta, 2084 nucleotides long. It is a transcript of the gene dpr15, whose product is annotated as mucin-5AC. The record is from RefSeq and is a predicted model, not a curated record. Gene Ontology annotation, biological process: synapse organization. Gene Ontology annotation, cellular component: neuron projection membrane. Lineage: Eukaryota; Metazoa; Arthropoda; Insecta; Diptera; Drosophilidae. Bases 1 to 2031 code for a protein of 676 amino acids. The transcript is spliced from 6 exons.
AUGGAGUUGGCCAAGAUGCCGCGGCGCCUGAUCUUGCUGGCCCUGCUCAUCUGUUUGCCGGCCAACAGAGGGCAGGCGGAGGAGACAUCAAUAUUAAACAGCAAUGGAACAAAUGGGCGAGCAUUUCAAAGGACUCAAUCAAGGCGCGAGGCAUUAAUUCCGGCGACAACGCAAAUGGCCCAGACGCUGGACAAAGCCAGCGCAUUUAGGCCAACAAUGGCUGCAGCUCUGGAUGCAUCGGCUCCGAACCGCUCCCGCAACAAUGUAGCCAUUAAUAACAUUAGCAACAAUGGCGAUCAGCGCCUGAGGCUGACCGCUGCCCUCGAAGCGAAUCUGAUUAUGAGCAAUCGGAAUGUCCAGGAGCAGCACAGCUACAGAAUCACGCAGGACAACGCCACAUCUGCAGCUUCGAUUGCCCCGAACGGAACGCCAUUUGGGGAUGCCCCCCCAAUCCCAGGGGCAGCAGCUGCAGCGACUACAACAACAAUGGAUCCUGCCACAACGACACCUACAACAACAACGAGGCGUACUACACGCCGUCCGGUGGCAACAACAACACUGAAGCCACCGCCAACAAUAGAUGAUUACCAGACAAUAAUUAGCCAGGCGGGCACCCAUGCCUAUCUGCCAUGCAAUGUUAAGCAGCUGGUGAAGAAGCCGAUAUCCUGGCUGCGCAUGAGGGACGGGCACAUCCUUACCGUAGACCAGACCACCUUCAUCGCGGAUCAGCGCUUUCAGUCCGUGUUCUCCCCAAAUCCUGAGCGUUGGUCGCUGCAGAUCAAGUACGUGCAGCUGAAGGACGAAGGAACCUACGAGUGCCAGGUGUCCACGGAGCCCAAGGCCAGUGCCAUUGUGCAUCUAAGGAUAGUGGAGCCGAAAACCGAAUUAAUUGGCGAGUCAACGCGACAUGUGAAGGCCGGAAGUCAAGUGAAAUUGCGUUGCAUAAUUAGCCAGGCUCUGGAGCCGCCGCUAUUCAUUAAUUGGUUUUACAAUCAGAAGCAAAUCUAUUUGCAUAAUCGUCGCGGUUGGCGUACGGAAAUUGAACGAAUCGAUCUGCCAGCGGAAGUGCCAACCACCACCAGCACCACCACUACGACAACAACAACCAGCACCACGACCACCUCCACCUCCACCACCACCACCACCACCAGCAGCACAACACCAGCAACACCAUCGACACCAUCGACAUCGGCCACAGGAUCAACAGAAGGCGCCACACCCUCGGCUACGCUUAAUGGUCUGGUAACCAUAACACGUUCAUAUAUUCUAGAUGCCAUAUCCCAGAAUGAUGUUUCCGAAGUGGGGGCCGCUGCAGGAGUGGCUGUUGCAACGGAGGCGCCAACAGCUCAGCUGGCUCCCGAGGUGGAGGCAACGCCUUCGACUUCUGGGACGUCGGCGGGCGCAGGACUCCUCCUUGCCUCCACCAGUGCUGCAUCCGUUGGAGGAGCUGCAGCAGCAGGCAUAACUGCUGCAGUGACAGGUGACUCCGCAGCAGCAGCAGCAGGAGCAACAACCAGCGUCUGGCUGACAACAAUGGAGGCUGAGGCGGCAACAACUGCGGCCACAACAACGACAACCAUGCUGCCAAGCAGCAGUUUCAUUAAGCAGAUAACGACGGCUUCUCUCAUCAUUCCGGCCGUAGUCAAACUGGAUUCCGGCAACUACACGUGCAGCCCCUCGAACAGUGCCCCCCGCACCAUUGUGCUCCACGUGCUGAACGGUGAAUAUUCCGCCUCGGCCAUUAAGUCGGGCAGUGUCAGCUGGAGUGCGCUAAUUGGAUGUCACGGCUAUUUGCACUGGCGGAAUGUUUCAACGCUUCUGACACUUUUGUGGAUUAUUAAAUUUGCACUGGCCAGGGACAUCUGCCAACCGAAUGCCAUCAGCAAAGCCACCACAAGGACAUCGGCUCUACUCGCAGGAGACGGAGCAACAGCAGAUGGGACAGGGGAAACAGGACCCAAAUUAGGGGCCAGCUUCCACAGGGUCAGCAGCUCAAUUAGUGCCACCAAAGUGGCCGAGGACAAGACUUGAGUUGUCCUCAGGCAAUCGCCUAGUUACUUGAAUUUUACGCAUUAAAGGAGGCU